Trypanosoma brucei brucei TREU927 is the source of this 573-nucleotide messenger RNA. RefSeq lists its product as hypothetical. The coding region runs from base 1 to 573 and encodes 190 amino acids. The transcript has a single exon. The record is from RefSeq and is a predicted model, not a curated record. NCBI's taxonomy places the organism in Eukaryota, Euglenozoa, Kinetoplastea, Trypanosomatida, Trypanosomatidae.
AUGGUUUGGUUCUCCGCGCCCGACAACAGUGAGUUUCUAGGGGACCCUUUACCCCGAAAAGCACGACAACCCAAGGUCCAUUUAGCUACUGAGGUGUCUGUGGAAGCAUCGGUGCCUUGGGAAGACGUGUCCUCGUGGGAGUGCGGUAGUCAAACUUCUCGCAAUAGUUCACGUUCAUCAACUUCCGACAACGCCGCCAAUGGGCACGUGGCGAAUAUCAAUAAGUUUCAUGACCGGAUGGAGCUCAUCCGGCGGCUCAACAAACGCCGCCGCAACAAUUCCACUUGUAGGGAAUCAGGUCGUACAGAACAAUGGACGUGCCAACCGCUUUAUGUGGGAGUUAGCACCUUUCCCGAGAUGAAGGAAAUGUCACCUAAAUCGGUGGGUGGAGAAAACGUGCCGUUUUGGAAUGGUGCUGUUGUGCAUGAUUCACCACUUAUGACCGACAGGUCUGGGUCAGAAGUCGACAAGAAACCGCUGAAGACAAGAAAGUGCGCAUGGAAUUUGACGUACGUGAGGAAAAAUGAUUGGCCUGAGGCACAUCAAAUGCACGAGGGGGAUGCAAUUAUAUAA